This is a messenger RNA of Coffea eugenioides, 2023 nucleotides long. RefSeq names its product AFG1-like ATPase. Lineage: Eukaryota; Viridiplantae; Streptophyta; Magnoliopsida; Gentianales; Rubiaceae. Gene Ontology annotation, molecular function: ATP binding; ATP hydrolysis activity. The coding region runs from base 305 to 1813 and encodes 502 amino acids. The transcript has 15 exons. Gene Ontology annotation, cellular component: mitochondrion; chloroplast; cytoplasm. The record is from RefSeq and is a predicted model, not a curated record.
UCCCUUUUCAAGAACUUGCCCCAGCGUCGUUCCUUGACCGAUAUUUUGAUUAUCUUUUAGUCUUUAAUUCCCAAUUUCCAACAAUAUUUGAUUAAUAAAUACUUGCUUUUGUAUACCCUUUAUAUAGUUGACUAUUGUUUUAAGUAUGCAAUAGUAAAAAUUCAAGAAUCAUUCAAUCCUUCACAUCAUCACCAAUUUUGAUUACCUGGGUUCUGCUCAGUCAGCCAAUCAGGUGAAAUUCAAACGACUUGUGUCAAAUUCGUUCCUUGUAUCUUUAUUCUUGUAUUGAAGUCCUGGACUGGAGAUGAGAGCAAUUCUUAGGUCCAUUAGACAAUUUAGAUCAGCUUUGCGAUAUAGAGGAGAUAUAUUCUAUAAUGGGCUCUCAAAAAGACAGCAUUGUCGGGUUAAUAAGAAUGGAGGGUCAGUUUACUAUACGCCUCAGUGUACAGAUUUUUGGAGAUGCCAGCAUCCUUCUUACAUGAUCUCGAGAGCUUUGCAUACUGAUGCGGUUAAUGUAGCUAAUGGAGAAUUAAUUCAAGGAGGUCCUCUUGUAGAAUAUGAACGAAGAAUAGCUGCUGGUGAACUUGUGGAUGGAGAUAUUUGCCAGUUAGGCACCCUGAGACAACUGCAGAGACUCUAUGAUGAGCUGGUCGAGACAGCUGAUGCUUGCCGACUUGAUCGAUAUGCAGCUUCGGAGAAAGCAGGAAGGAGUCGGUGGUUGUGGUCACGUUUCAUACCACAGUCUUCAUAUGCUCCUGUGAAAGGACUCUAUCUUUGUGGAGGAGUUGGUACUGGGAAAACUAUGUUGAUGGACAUGUUUUUUGAUCAGUUGCCUUGCAAUUGGAGGAAGAAAAGAAUUCAUUUUCAUGACUUUAUGCUGAAUGUCCACAGCCGCUUGCAAAAGCACAACGGUGUUGCUGAUCCCCUAGAAGUUGUUGCUGGAGAAGUAUCAGAUGAAUCAAUCUUGUUAUGUCUUGAUGAAUUCAUGGUUACUGAUGUUGCUGAUGCAUUGAUACUAAAUCGUUUAUUUAGGCACUUAUUUAGCCAUGGAGCUAUCCUUGUUGCUACAUCAAACCGUGCUCCUGAUAAUCUUUAUGAGCGUGGACUUCAAAGGGAUCUCUUUCUUCCUUUUAUAGCUUUACUGAAGGAAAGAUGUAUUGUUCAUGAAAUUGGGUCAUCAGUAGACUACCGUAAGAUGACUUCGGCACAGCAGGGUUUCUACUUUGUUGGGAAAGACCUGUCAAGCCUUCUAAAUGAAAAGUUUCACCAGUUGAUCGGCAACCACAAAGCUGUACCACAAAAGGUGGAAGUAGUUAUGGGAAGGACAUUGCAGGUUCCGCUGGGUGCUAAUGGCUGUGCCUAUUUCCCGUUCGAGGAACUCUGUGACAGACCACUUGGGGCUGCAGAUUAUUUUGGAUUAUUUAAGAAAUUUCACACACUGGCUUUGGAAGGUGUGCCAACUUUUGGUCUCCACAACAGGACUGCUGCAUAUCGGUUUGUCACUUUAGUUGAUGUGAUGUAUGAGAACAAGGCUAGACUCUUAUGCACAGCUGAAGGGUCUCCAGUUGAACUUUUUGAAAAGAUAGUGACGAUUGCUGAUGCUCAGCAAAUGUCACCCAGAACUUCUUCUAGAUCGAGGAAGAGUGAUGAUUCUGACCUUUGUGUGGACAAUGAACUGGGCUUUGCAAAAGAUCGUACCAUUAGCAGAUUAACCGAGAUGAAUAGUCGGGAGUAUUUAGAGCAACAUGCUGCAAUGGUGGCGGAGAUGCAGCAGUUGCCUGCGGAUAGCAGUAAGGAUGUUUUACAUGCUUAGUUCCGUGACAGUAUUUGUAACAUUGCCAUUUACCCUAAGCUGGGAAGUUGGUGUUGUCUGUAAGGUGAUGGAAUUACAGCACAUUGUUACAACAGAAGCUGGCGAUUAUUUUAUACGUCUUGUUUCAUAGGUUUUUUUCUUCUCUUUUCAUGUAUAUUUGUUCAAGUGAUAAUUAUUUUAUGGGUCUUAAUAAAUUUGUUAUUUGGUAAA